Molecule: messenger RNA, 2034 nt
Organism: Guillardia theta CCMP2712
Lineage: Eukaryota; Cryptophyceae; Pyrenomonadales; Geminigeraceae
Exons: 1
Coding region: 1-2034 (677 amino acids)
Source: RefSeq, a predicted model, not a curated record
AUGAGUGCGAUAGGAGGAAAUCCUGCAAAGAAUCGCAGGAUCAGCCUGAAACAUGUCGAGACUGUACCGCGCGUUGCGAAUCGAUGCUUUCGUGAUCGUUGCGUCGCCAUCCGCGACUACAUGCGGCUGCUGGCCAGGCAGGGAAGAAAUUUCGACCAUCAGCUGAGGGAUUACGAUGCGAAUAUGCACAGAGCAGCGGAUUCCUCCGUCUUCUUCUGCUCGCGCCCCAUUCAAACGGCGCUGAGCCGGAAGGUUUUCAACAUCCUCCUCAUCUGCCUUUCCGCCAUGUACCUCUCCAUCACUGCGGCAUGGGCGAGGAGGGUCGCGACGGGGGGCAGCCACAAGUUGCGGUGCUUCCGCUUCUCUUGCUUCGAGCUUCGCGAUGGAAGCAGGUGCAACGGGCGUGUGAGCCUGCAGAGAGUUGGGAUCCUGCACUACGAGAGCAGCGCCGAGCAUGACGAGGCCGGGGUUGGCCCUACACUGGCGGAGGAGGGGUGGGGCAACUGCACGAUAGACUUGAAGUUCCCCAAGCCCGUGAAGAUGAACGGCUUCUUCUUCGUCACAGCGAGCGGGAGAGGCACAGAGAGCGAGGACCCGGUUCGCUUCCUGCUGGAGGGCUCGCAGUGCGACGGCAGGUGGAAGGUGGUUGGAGCGUCGGCAUGGCGAUAUGACUGGCUGAAGACGAAGAGCGAGGACUUGAGCGUGUAUCGCUUCUGGAAUGGCCGGUACAACACAACCAAGUCUCGAGGAGAGAUGGAAGUUCUGUCGUUCCACACACCAGGGUUGGAGACGCUCCUCAUCGUGCUGCUAAAUCUCUUUAGGACCCUGCUGCUCGGCGUUCCCGCCAUGUUCGGUCUGCUGAAGAGGGAGGAGCAGGGUAAGAAAGCGAUCCAGGUUGGAAUCCUCUGCCUGGUCGCCAACUUGCUGGCCUUGCUGUGCGUUGACGAGGAGAAUCGGCUGGGAAUGAUGACCAAUGUCAUUCUCUCUCUCAGCUUCUUCCUCUCCCUCCGCUACUUCGAAGACGAGACUCUCUUCUGGCUCUCUGCCUUGGUUAUCUUCGGCUCCUGGUGCGUGCUCGGCUACAUGAUCGCUUACACCGCAAUCUUCCGCGUUGGCCUGCUCGUCUCUCUCUCCAGCACGUGCGUGCUGCUGUACAGGGACCAUGUGCUGUCCACGAGCUGGAACCUGGUCAACUUCGACAGGGCGAGGUAUGAGGAAGGAUGGAGACUCUUCCUCUCGCGCCUGGAGCAGGAGGAGGAGGUGAAGCAGCUCUCCAACUACCUCCGUCACAUCGUCGGGAACGCGUCGAUCCACAGCCUGCAGGCGGGGAUGGUCAUGCGGCGGUGGUUGAAGAAGAAGUCGUUUUCUGAUCUACUUCAGAUGCGAUUCUCCUCUUCUGUGUCUGAUGGGGUGAUGCAAGUCGACAGGGAUGGAGUUCCGGUCCAAUCGCUCCAUCGCCUCUACUCGCAGGCUGUUUGCCUGCAGGUAGUCCUUGCGGAGAAGGUGAGGUGGUGGGCGUCGCAAUCUAGAGGAUACUUUGUGGUUCAGGAUCAGGAGGGGAGGAACGCGUUCAUAACUUGUGAGGAGGCGCUUGCUCUGCAAGACUCAUCUCCGACUUCUUCGAGUAUCAUCCCCCUCAAGUCCAUCAGCAGAACCAUCGAGAAGGUGGCGCGAAGUUACGGAGGAGAAGUUUGCCGCGUCCUUGACAUCUCCCGCGCUCGGAUUGUGUUCGACGACAUCGAGGGAGUCUCGAGAUGCUUGUCAAUCAUCAAGAAUGACAGAGACGUUGAAAUCCUGCGACUCAAGGGGAGGAUGGCGCAGGAUCAGCGGGCAGACUGCGAGGAGAGCGACGGAGACAGCUUCGGUAGGAGGGACCUGAUGAUGAACAUCUGCAUCAGGAACGAAGAGACAAUCUGCCUUGGGGUCGAGAACCACAUCGCCGAGGUUCAAUUGCAAGUCAUCACGCUCGCUGCCCUCCAGACGAGCGAAGCGCAUUCCCGUUACCUCGCAGUGAGAAACUUGAGGAGGGAAUGA